Molecule: messenger RNA, 1979 nt
Organism: Peromyscus eremicus (cactus mouse)
Lineage: Eukaryota; Metazoa; Chordata; Mammalia; Rodentia; Cricetidae
Gene: Gnrh1
Product: gonadotropin releasing hormone 1
Exons: 2
Coding region: 85-468 (127 amino acids)
Biological process (GO): multicellular organism development
Cellular component (GO): extracellular region
Molecular function (GO): gonadotropin hormone-releasing hormone activity
Source: RefSeq, a predicted model, not a curated record
AGGGCCAGUGGUGCAGAUGCUGGUCUCUGUGAUGCACUCUUAUUUUCACUCACUCCAGUCUGGGUCUGUCAUGAUGGUGUCUUGAUGUCCCUUAGAGUGGAGAUGAUCCCCAAGCUGACAGCUGCUGUGCUUCUGCUGAGUCUGUGUUUGGAAGGCUGCUCCAGCCAGCACUGGUCCUAUGGCUUGCGCCCUGGAGGAAAGAGAAACGCUGAACACUUGGUUGAUUCUUUCCAAGAGAUGGGCGAGGACGUGGAUCAGCUGGCAGAAGCCCAGCACUUCGAAUGCACUGUCCACUGGCCCCGUUCGCCCCUCAGGGAUCUACGAGGAGCUCUGGUGAGUUACAGUGGUCACCGCGGAGAGCUAGAGUCAGAAAGGAGUUGGGAAACAGUGACCUACCACCACGUCAGGGCUACCCGAGUCACUCCUGCAGCAGGGCCCUCGAUAUCUUACAGUGUCCACUCUGCUUAGAUAGCACUCAUGUUUGGAAACUAUUUUUGUUCUGAAAUAGAUUUAAAUGUCUAUAUAACCAUUUAUACUAAUCCCAGAUUCAGCCUUUGGAAUGACCAGCAAAUUUCUGCCCACUGUAAUCCUCCAAUUUUUCAAAGAAUAUUCAACCCCUCAGCUACUCAUUUCUGAGCCGAUUCCUGCCCUCGGCUUGAUUCAGCCAUUGCUUCCAGGACCCUGGGCACUGUAGAAACCAAAAACAAGGCUCUAGGUCACUCCUCUGCUUUGGAUUACAAUAGUCAAAACUUACAACGUUUAUAACUCAGAACCACAGGUUUGACUUGUAGUUUUGUUAGGCCUAAGUGCCCACCAUUCUCAUUCUGUCUCCCCUCUGUCCUCUGGGUACUGGGUAUUGAUCCCAGGUAAGAUCAUGUACCAACAGGCACUGUACCACUGGAUUAUAUCCUUAGCCCUCCUCCUACUUAAAAAACUAAGUCUUUUUAGUGUGAGACAGAGUCUCACUUUCUCAGGCUGGCUUCAGACUGGCGCAGCCCAAGCUGGACUUGAACUUGAGGUUCCCUUCAGUCUCCAGAGAAGCUACAGUUACAGGGGUGUGUAACCACUCUGGCUGUGAUACUGGUUGUUCAUGAGCACAGACGUAGGAAACAAACUGAACGGGAAAACUGAACCUAGAAUUGAGUGUCAGUGUUGUGGGAGCCGCUUUCCUGCUCAUUCACGGCACUCAGAAAGCCUAUGGCCAACUGCCCGUGACUCAGAGGAGCAGGGAAAUCAAUCCUCGGGAAAUGAUGCCUGAAGAUAAGAUUGAUUGUUAAAAAUUUUCUCCAUUGACUUCAAAUUCCACCCAGUGGACAAUGAUGAAGGUAGGCAGACAUCUCUGUUUCUUUCUUGUUCUAAGCUUGCUUAUAGCCCAAUCAAAAUAACGAGCUGAAAUUCCCCAGACAUGGCAUCCUGAGGGACUCCAUGGAAAGGCCGAUUUGACCCAGAGCCUUCCUCACAAUGUCGUCCUUUUAGCCAUGAAUGCAGAUUUUAGGAUGUCAACAGCUACAAGACACUGUCGGACUGCCAUGUUUCUAGUACUUUUGAAUGAAUGACAGAUGCACCUGUUCUUCUUCGAUCUGAAUUUUAGAAAAUACAUGUCAGAAACAAUGAAAUUCAGCUAGUCAUGCCAACAUUGAUGUGCGUGUUAUGUAUUUUUCAGGAGAGUCUGAUUGAAGAGGAAAGCAGGCAGAAGAAGAUGUAAAUGCAUUGGCCCCGAAGGAUCCACAACGUCCAAGUAUGACGUGGACAUUGAAAGUUGUAGCUGUGUGGCUUUCGGCAUUUGUAUGCCCAGCAGCAUGGAUUUCGGAAUAAAGUGAUGUGUUGUGGAUCAAGUACUGUGAUGUGCCUCUGACUCUGAGCUCAGGAUGCUCUUUUAAACUUCCUUUUUUUUUUUAAUUCUUUGUGUCUUUCACAUCAUGCAUCUUGAUCCCAUUCAUUUCCUGUCCCUUCCAUAUCUUCCCUCUGCCCUUGGCAAC